AUGGACACCUUUGGCAGCAAGUUACAGCAGAAGGCUCUGCAGCAACCUAAGCAGAAGAAAUCCAAGUCGGCUGAAUUUCUGAUGGAAUGCGAGGGCAGAGGCGCAGCGGUGGGCAUCGAAAACCCGGCUUUCGACGGAGGGGGCAGCAGCAGCGGUCUCUCCUCGGCCGCUCCUGCUCAUCUGGGCAGAGAAAUGCGAGGAAAUGAACACUCUCAAAAUUACUUUGACCUGCCGUCAGCGGAGCAGACAGACCCAAGGCAGCUCGUGAGGACUGGGGUCAAUGCUGAAGAUGAGCUAGAAUUAAGUACGGUGCUUGCCUCCAGGGAUGACGAGGUGUUGGAGGUGAAGCCGGGUGAUCCGGUGCUUCAGAGGCGACUGCUGCUCCGUGCCGGUGCUGAUGCCUCGGGCAGCGGGCCCUCCCAGGUCCAGCGCAUUGCCAAAACUGCUGCUAAGACUGGUGAUGGGAUGAGAGACAGGACGGGGCUCCAAACAGAGAGGAUGAUAAUGGGCAAGGAAAGCACUCUGAAAGCGCGGACGGCGGAGGAUGCGGUCCCCCAGUACGCACAGCAGCUGAGGGAGCGCGUGCGUCCUGACAUGAUCACGCUUGGCAGCCUUUCACUGCAGCAGAAAGGACCACAAAAGGAGAGCGGCUCGGAAAAGAGGAAGAGGAGACUGGCGGCCUUUUUCACUGGGAGCGAUCAGGCUUCUCGUUCACAAAGCGACACAGGCGAUGGUGGGAGACCGGUGCCCAGGCUCAACACCCUCUUCCAGGGGCCGACAGAAUGCCCGCCACUCAGGAUGCUGGGGGAAGGCCAGGAGGAAGCAGCGACCAAAUAUGGGCGAACGACAGAAGAACGCCCACUGUCCAAAUCAUCGUCAGUGCAGUCCAUGUGGCAGGACAGUGCAGCUCCGCAGCUUCUGGAAGUGUGUGUGCGUUGCUUAAGAGCCGCCAGAGACAAGGUUCCCAGAGGCCAGUACUUGGUCCGGGUGGGUCUCCACAGCCGGCUGGGGGGUGCACUCCUCAGCUGCCCCGGGACAGAGCAGCAGCAGGUGGGAUUGGCGUUCACAGAACCUGUACAACAUCGUGGACAAUACUACGACAUUGAUCUGCUCAUCAACCAAAGCCUGACACUAGUCGUACCUGCGGCCGCGCACACGGUACCCUCCAUGGUACUUGUGUUCGAGCUGGUCGCGCUCCCUGGACCCAGCAGUCACGUCAGCUCGGUUCUGGCCUGGGGGGUCUUUCCGGUGUGUGGCCCCGGCUUCAGUCUUGUUCAGGGCAGAGCAGGGGAGACCGCUGUGGCAGCAUCUCACCAUGAGUCCCCUCUUCUUCGGUCGGCGGACUCUGCGUGCUCCUCCUCGUCUUUAGCAGGUAGGGGUUCAAUGUUCAGGAUCCCCGACUACGGCUCAGUAGGGGGUAAAUGUCACCCUAAUGUCACCCUAAUGUCACCCGCUAUGAGACACUAUGACUGGCAGCCGCUGUUUGCCUCGGGGCAGGGCUGGGCACAAUCUGGCAGAAGCAUCAAGUAA
This is a messenger RNA of Knipowitschia caucasica, 1530 nucleotides long. NCBI's taxonomy places the organism in Eukaryota, Metazoa, Chordata, Actinopteri, Gobiiformes, Gobiidae. The record is from the annotation of a GenBank genome assembly.